This is a messenger RNA of Nycticebus coucang (slow loris), 960 nucleotides long. Its product is annotated as olfactory receptor 1044. The record is from RefSeq and is a predicted model, not a curated record. The transcript has a single exon. Bases 1 to 960 code for a protein of 319 amino acids. Gene Ontology annotation, biological process: sensory perception of smell; G protein-coupled receptor signaling pathway. Gene Ontology annotation, molecular function: olfactory receptor activity; odorant binding; G protein-coupled receptor activity. NCBI's taxonomy places the organism in Eukaryota, Metazoa, Chordata, Mammalia, Primates, Lorisidae. Gene Ontology annotation, cellular component: membrane.
AUGGCUCAGAUCAACUGCACCCAGGUGGCAGAGUUUAUUCUUGUGGGCCUCACAGAUCGCCAAAAGUUAAAGACGCCCCUGUUUGUGAUAUUCUUAUCCAUCUACCUUUUCACAGCAGUAGGAAACCUGGGUCUGAUCCUUGUCAUUAGAGCAGAUGCAAAACUCAACACACCAAUGUACUUCUUCCUCAGCAACCUGGCUGCUGUUGAUUUCUGUUACUCUUCUGUCAUUACACCCAAAAUGCUUGGGAAUUUCUUGCACAAACAAAAUAGUAUCUCCUUCAAUGCAUGUGCUGCUCAAUUGGGCUGUUUCCUGGCCUUCAUGACAGCUGAGUGCCUGCUACUGGCUUCCAUGGCGUAUGAUCGCUAUGUGGCCAUUUGUAACCCUCUCCUCUAUAUGGUGGCAAUGUCCCGAGCAAUCUGCAUUCAGCUUGUAGCUGUCCCCUACAGCUAUAGCUUCUUGGUUGCAUUAUUUCACGCCAUCCUCACCUUCCGCCUCUGCUAUUGUGGCUCCAAUGUCAUCAAUCACUUCUAUUGCGAUGACAUGCCUCUUCUCAGGCUCACUUGCUCAGACACCCACUCCAAACAGCUGUGGAUCUUCGCCUGUGCUGGUAUCAUGUUCAUUUCUUCCCUUCUGAUCGUCUUUGUCUCCUACAUGUUUAUUAUUUCUGCCAUCCUGAGAAUGCGCUCAGCUGAGGGAAGACGCAAGGCUUUCUCCACGUGUGGCUCCCACAUGCUGGCAGUGACCAUAUUCUAUGGGACCCUGAUCUUUAUGUACUUACAGCCCAGCUCAAAUCAUUCUCUUGACACAGAUAAGAUGGCCUCUGUCUUCUACACAGUGAUCAUUCCCAUGUUGAACCCCUUAAUCUACAGCCUCCGGAACAAGGAGGUAAAAGAAGCUCUGAAGAAAGUCAUCAUCAAUAGAAACCAGACUUUUGUCUUGACAAAAUUUAAAAAGUGA